UACUGAAGCUUUUGAAACAUUGCGAGAACAUUUCGUUCCGGAAAUCGCAAGCUUGGCUACACCUGGUGAGCAAAUUCGAAUUGACGCUGCAAUUCCAGCAAUACAUCAUCCAUCUUCCUCGCAUUCUAACCGGAAUUUGAACCUCAAAUCAUAUUUGAUAUCUUCGAUACAAAGAAGCUCUGGAUUUUUUGGCGUCGGUACUCAGAUUCUUUCUCAAGAAGUUUGAUGAUGUUCAGAUACCGUAUUAUCUUUCCUCAAUUGAAUUUACUGGUCUACCGUAAGCCGGACCGCCCGGUUUUAUCUCGGUACACUUUAAUAGUUUUGAAAUUGAGGGUUUCGAAACUUAAACCAAAUAAACCCUAGAUCUUUAGAAAAUCAGAACGUUUCUUCUUUUCUCUUUUCUGCUUUAGUUCUUCUUCGCCGUAGCUAAUCUUCGCCUAGGAUUGUUUUCUAAUCUGAUUAGGAAUCAUAUCUUCUUCUAGCUUCCUAGAAAUAAGUUUUUGGGUGUAGAAUAUGAGCGACGAUAUCGGGUUUUUUUUCCAGUGAUACGAAUUGUUGGUUAUAGAAUAUGAGAAUUUGAAAUUGUGACCAAAAAGAUGCUUACUUAAGCAAACCCUUAUUUAUACAAUUUACAGAAAUAUUCUAUAGUCUUGCGAAAAAUUAAUAAAUAUUCUAGAAAAUCAGUUUUUACUCCUUUUUAAAUCUAUAAAGCCUGUUAAGUGUCAACACUAUCUACAUUUUUAUUUUAUUUUGAAGAUUUUUAAAAUUUAUGCAGUAUAUUAAAAAAAAACAUUUGUACAGUGAUGGUUAAAGAAAAUAUUAGAAAAGGGCGUUAAAAACACAAAAACUACGUCGUUUUUUCAUUGUUGGGUUUUGUCUCAAAAGCAAAAGCUGCUUUUGGUUCCCGUAGAUCUAAUGUUACGUUCGAGUCUCUCCUCAUCUAUUUUUAUUCCCCUUCAGUUUUCUCAGGCGGUACGGUCAAAUCACAUCGGAAAAUUCAACCGGAGAUCAAAUGGCAUUGCCGUCGAUCUCAUCAAUCGGCGCGACGGUCUCAAUCCUAAUCUAUUUCUCUCUUCCUUAUUCAAUCACAGCUGGUGAAAACAACCUCCACCAAUCUCCCGCCGCUAGAUCUCGACGUCCCAUGGUGUUCCCAUUGUUUCUCUCUCAACCAAAUUCUUCUUCGAGAUCCAUCUCAAUCCCACAUCGAAAACUCCACAAAUCCGACUCAAAAUCACUGCCUCACUCUCGCAUGAGACUCUACGACGAUCUUCUUAUUAACGGGUAUUACACUACGAGGCUUUGGAUUGGUACACCACCACAAAUGUUUGCUCUUAUAGUUGAUUCUGGAAGUACUGUUACUUAUGUUCCUUGUUCUGAUUGUGAACAAUGUGGCAAACACCAGGUAAUGCUCAGUUCUCCAAAAGAUCAAAUCUUGUGUCUUGUCUCGUGUAAAGUUCAAAUUUUUAAAAUUUCGUAUGGUUUAUUUGAUGAGGACCCAAAAUUUCAGCCAGAAUUGUCUAGCACUUAUCAACCUGUGAAGUGUAACAUGGACUGUAAUUGUGAUGAUGAUAAAGAACAAUGUGUUUAUGAGAGAGAGUAUGCGGAACAUAGUAGUAGUAAAGGUGUGCUUGGAGAAGAUCUUAUUUCAUUUGGCAAUGAAAGCCACCUGACACCUCAACGAGCUGUUUUCGGUUGCAAAACUGUUGAAACCGGUGAUCUUUAUAGUCAACGUGCUGAUGGAAUUAUUGGAUUAGGUCAAGGGGACCUUAGUCUUGUGGGUCAGUUGGUGGAUAAAGGUUUGAUAAGCAACUCUUUUGGUUUGUGUUAUGGAGGGUUGGAUGUUGGUGGAGGUUCGAUGAUUGUUGGCGGUUUUGAUUAUCCAUCUGAUAUGAUAUUCACGGACUCAGACCCUGAUCGUAGGUAUGUUUCCAAGGGAAUGUUUUGUCUGAUUGGUGAAUGGGAUCUUGUAUAAUCCUAACAAAUACGUUUAAUACCUUUCACACAUUUGCAGCAUUUGAGGAAGCUGUAAGACCCUUAUAACUCUCUGAGAAUUGUUAAUGUUUGGUUAAGUUCCCGGUUUCUAUGUGCCUUUUCUUACAUUAGGCUCUUAUCUUAUUCUUUUGAAGGUAAUGAGAGAAGUUUCCCCAUUGAAGCAGAUUGAUGGUCCUAAUCCAAAUUUUAAAGAUACUUGCUUCCUUGUCGCUGCAAGUAAUGAUGUCUCGGAACUUUCAAAGAUAUUCCCGGCAGUCGAGAUGAUAUUUAAGAGUGGGCAAUCAUGGCUGUUGUCCCCUGGAAAUUACAUGUUUCGAGUAUAGAAUAUGAGAAUUUGAAAUAGUGACAAAAGAUGCUUACUUAAGCAAACCCUUUGGUGUGAAGAAGGAUUGUAGCAAUGGCGGUUUAUAGAGAAGAUGAAAGAGGACGAAAUCAGAUCAGAGCUUUUGGUGAAGCGUAAGAUUGAGAAAGAUAUGGAGGAAGUGGUCCGUGUUGACAGUAUGUUAAAGAGGAAUACAUUUGUCGAGUUAGUGCCAUCUUGAAAGCCAAAGUUGAAGAAGAGUGAGAGGAGAGGACAAUCGGUAAAGAAGAGAAAGCACCUAAACAAGUUCAAAAAAAUGUUGGUGACGACUCUGUAAUAGUGGACUUAUGGGCUGAUUAUAGUAAAGGAGAAGAUGAGAGCAAUCCUAGAAAGGUAAUGUGUGGACUUAAAAGAUUAAAAAUAUAUGGACUUACAUCUGUAAACUUGUUCUUUGUGAAUCUAUCAAUCUCUUGCUAUGUUCACCAUACACUUUACGACGCCUACACUUUUAGCCUUGUUUUGAUUAGCCAAAUCGUUUGCCAUUCUA
Arabidopsis lyrata subsp. lyrata is the source of this 2840-nucleotide messenger RNA. RefSeq names its product aspartyl protease family protein 1. NCBI's taxonomy places the organism in Eukaryota, Viridiplantae, Streptophyta, Magnoliopsida, Brassicales, Brassicaceae. The coding region runs from base 1013 to 1972 and encodes 319 amino acids. Gene Ontology annotation, biological process: proteolysis. The record is from RefSeq and is a predicted model, not a curated record. The transcript has 6 exons. Gene Ontology annotation, molecular function: aspartic-type endopeptidase activity.